Molecule: messenger RNA, 1149 nt
Organism: Stomoxys calcitrans (stable fly)
Lineage: Eukaryota; Metazoa; Arthropoda; Insecta; Diptera; Muscidae
Gene: DIP-iota
Product: neurotrimin
Exons: 6
Coding region: 1-1149 (382 amino acids)
Cellular component (GO): neuron projection
Source: RefSeq, a predicted model, not a curated record
AUGGUGGACCGCAAAACUGUUUGGUCUAAGGAAGGCCAUCAGAAAACUCUUCAAAAGGCCAAAAGCCACAAUGGCUUCAAGGCUGACCUAAGAAAAGUCAAAGCUGAUCCAAAAUUUAGUGGUCCCAUCAACAAUGUUACAGUUCCUGUUGGACGCGAUGCAAUACUAACAUGCGUAGUUCACGAUUUAGUGGCAUUUAAGAUGGCUUGGCUCAGGGUGGAUACUCAAACAAUUUUGAGUAUUCAAAAUCAUGUCAUCACCAAAAACCACCGCAUUAGCAUAAGUCAUACAGAACACCGCAUAUGGCAGCUGCGCAUAAGAGAUGUUCAGGAAUCCGAUCGGGGCUGGUAUAUGUGUCAAAUUAAUACAGAUCCCAUGAAAAGUCAAGUGGGCUACCUGGAUGUGGUGGUACCGCCAGAUAUCAUAGAUUUUCAGACCAGCAAUGAUAUGGUUGUAGAAAUUGGGCAAAAUAUAACUUUGGUCUGUACGGCCAAUGGACUACCAGCACCCACAAUAACAUGGCGAAGAGAAAAGGAUUUACCGCUCUAUGUAGAGAAUGGGCGCCAUAUAUACAGCACCGAGGGUCAGAAUUUAUCGUUGCCCCAUGUGACCAGGGAAACAAUGGGUGCCUAUUUGUGUAUAGCCUCCAAUGGGGUACCGCCGACUGUGAGCAAAAGAAUUUCGGUGAUAGUGAAUUUUCCACCCACUAUAUGGACCCGCUACGAUACCAUCUAUGUUGGCUAUGGCCAAAAGGUAACUUUGGAGUGUAUAUCCGAAUCCCAUCCCACUUCGGUGAAUUAUUGGCUCAAGGACAAGGAGUUCAUACAAGGAGGGUCCUAUGAAACUGUGUCACGCAAUAAUGCCUUCAAGAUUGUCAUGCGUCUGGUCAUAAGACCCCAGAAGACAAAGGAUUUUGGAGAAUAUCGUUGUGUGGCCAAAAAUAUGUUGGGCGAGAUGGAACAGACCAUAACAUUGCAUCACAAAGCCAAAAAGAAUCUUCAACAUGCUUAUCAAUCCAACAGUAAAGACAAUCAAUUUAUAAUUAUUGAAGAAUAUAUUGCGAAUGAUGACCUGAAUCCCAAACCCUGUUUAUGGUUGAUAGUUUCAGUUUUUAUGUAUGGGUUAGCAAUAAAUAGCGGUACAAUGUGA